AUGCAUCAGACUUCCGUUCUUUCUUCGCUCUCUUUGCUCCUCGCAGCCACUCGUGCCCAGCAGGUCGGCACGCAGAAUGCCGAGACCCACCCGAGCCUGACGACUCAGAAGUGCACCACCGAUGGUGGCUGCACCGAUCAGUCCACUGCCAUCGUGCUCGAUGCCAACUGGCGCUGGCUGCACACCACCGAGGGCUACACCAACUGCUACACCGGCCAGGAAUGGAACACCGAUGUCUGCUCGUCCCCGGAGGCUUGCGCUACCGGCUGCGCCCUCGACGGCGCCGACUACGAAGGCACUUACGGCAUUUCGACUGACGGCAACGCUCUUUCCAUGAAGUUCGUCACCCAGGGCUCGCAGAAGAACAUCGGCGGCCGUGUUUACCUGCUCGCCCCCGACUCGGAGGAUGCCUACGAGCUCUUCAAGCUGAAGAACCAGGAGUUCACUUUCGACGUCGACGUCUCCAGCCUCCCCUGCGGCCUGAACGGUGCCCUGUACUUCUCCGAGAUGGACCAGGACGGUGGCAUGUCCAAGUACGAGAACAACAAGGCCGGCGCCAAGUACGGCACUGGCUACUGCGACACGCAGUGCCCCCACGAUGUCAAGUUCAUCAACGGCGAGGCCAACAUUCUCAACUGGACCAAGUCCGAGUCCGACGUCAACGCCGGCACCGGCCAGUACGGCUCCUGCUGCAACGAGAUGGACAUCUGGGAGGCCAACUCGCAGGCCACUGCCUUCACCCCCCACGUCUGCAACGCCGACAUCGUCGGCCAGGUUCGUUGCAACGGCACCGACUGCGGUGACGGCGACAACCGCUACGGCGGUGUCUGCGACAAGGACGGCUGUGACUACAACCCUUACCGCAUGGGCAACGAGACCUUCUACGGCUCCAACGGCAGCACCAUCGACACCACUGCCAAGUUCACCGUCAUCACGCAGUUCAUCACCUCGGACAACACGUCGUCGGGCGACCUCGUUGAGAUCCGCCGCAAGUACGUCCAGGGCGGCACCGUCGUCGAGAACUCGUUCGCCGACUUCGACACGCUGGCCACGUUCAACUCCAUCUCGGACGAGUUCUGCGAUGCUCAGAAGACGCUCUUCGGCGACCAGAACGACUUCAAGACCAAGGGCGGCAUUGCGCGCAUGGGCGAGUCUUUCGAGCGCGGCAUGGUCCUCGUCAUGAGCAUCUGGGACGACCACGCGGCCAACGCUCUCUGGCUCGACUCGACCUACCCCGUCGACGCCGACGCGACCAAGCCCGGCAUCAAGCGCGGCCCUUGCGGCACCGACACCGGUGUGCCCGCCGACGUCGAGGCCAACUCGCCCGACUCGACCGUCAUCUACUCCAACAUUCGCUACGGUGACAUUGGCUCCACCUUCAGCUCGACUGCUUAG
Messenger RNA from Diplodia corticola, 1395 nucleotides. RefSeq names its product cellobiohydrolase. Gene Ontology annotation, biological process: carbohydrate metabolic process. The transcript has 2 exons. NCBI's taxonomy places the organism in Eukaryota, Fungi, Ascomycota, Dothideomycetes, Botryosphaeriales, Botryosphaeriaceae. Bases 1 to 1395 code for a protein of 464 amino acids. Gene Ontology annotation, molecular function: hydrolase activity, hydrolyzing O-glycosyl compounds. The record is from RefSeq and is a predicted model, not a curated record.